This is a messenger RNA of Fulmarus glacialis (Northern fulmar), 1508 nucleotides long. Its product is annotated as cytochrome P450 2J2-like. The transcript has 9 exons. Bases 39 to 1508 code for a protein of 489 amino acids. Lineage: Eukaryota; Metazoa; Chordata; Aves; Procellariiformes; Procellariidae. Gene Ontology annotation, molecular function: iron ion binding; oxidoreductase activity, acting on paired donors, with incorporation or reduction of molecular oxygen, reduced flavin or flavoprotein as one donor, and incorporation of one atom of oxygen; heme binding. Gene Ontology annotation, cellular component: intracellular membrane-bounded organelle; cytoplasm. Gene Ontology annotation, biological process: arachidonate metabolic process; xenobiotic metabolic process. The record is from RefSeq and is a predicted model, not a curated record.
CCCCACAACAACCAGUGAGAAGCUAAAAUUUUGAUAAGAUGUUGGGGAUUGCUGAGUUUUUUAUAGCUCUAGCAGUAUGUCUCCUCAUUUUGCAGUUCCUAAAGCUGCAAUGGCUGCGUACCCAGCUUCCUCCAGGACCAGUUCCCCUCCCCAUCAUCGGAAAUUUGUGGCUGCUGGACUUCAAACUUCGUCGAGAAACUCUCACUAAGUUAACCAAUAUCUAUGGAAAUAUCUACACAUUGUGGAUGGGACAGACACCUAUGGUUGUACUGAAUGGAUACAAAGCAGUAAAAGAUGGCAUUGUCACCCACUCAGAGGAAGUUUCCGGAAGACCUCUCACCCCAUUCUACAGGGAUAUGAUGGGCGAGAAAGGUAUUUUUCUGACAAGUGGGCACACCUGGAAGCAACAGAGACGCUUUGGCAUGACAAUUAUAAGAAGCCUGGCACUCGGUAAGAACAAUUUGGAGCAUCAAAUUCAAACAGAGGCCUGUCACCUUGUGGACACCUUUGCAAACACAAAAGGCAAACCUUUCGACCCCCACACUUUCAUUGUCCAUGCUAUUGCAAAUGUAAUUUGUGCUGUUGUUUUUGGUCAUCGCUUCUCCAGUGAGGACGAAUCUUUCAGCAAGCUUAUCAAAGCUGUUUAUUUUGUGAUCUACUUUCAAGCUACUGUCUGGGGCAGGAUGUAUGAUGCUUUCCCAUGGCUUAUGCACCAUCUCCCAGGACCUCAUCAGAAAGCGUUUGCAUACAAUGACUUCAUGCACAAUUUAGUGAUGAAGGAGGUCCAGACUCAUGAAAGACAGAAUGCAGGUGAUCCACAGGAUCUCAUUGACUUCUACCUAGCUCAAAUAACAAAAACCAAAGAUGACCCUACUUCUACGUUUAAUAAAGACAAUAUGGUUCAGACUGUGGUUGAUCUUUUGCUGGGAGGGACAGAGACAACAAGUACCACCCUUCUCUGGGCACUGCUCUAUAUGGUACAAUACCCAGAAAUACAAGAAAAGGUUCAAAGAGAGAUAGAGGCUGUUCUGGAACCCUCCCAUCUCAUCAGUUAUGAAGACCGUAAAAAACUGCCAUAUACAAAUGCUGUGAUUCAUGAGGCUUUGCGGUACAGCAAUAUUACUUCUGUUGGGGUCCCUCGACAAUGUGUAAGGAAUACAACUUUGCUGGGUUUUCACAUUGAAAAGGGCACGCUUGUAUUGCCAAAUCUGCACUCCGUUGUGUAUGACUCUCAGCAUUGGGCGACCCCUUGGAAGUUCAACCCAAAUCAUUUUCUUGAUUUGGAUGGCAACUUUGUGAACAAAGAGGCAUUCUUACCUUUCUCAGCAGGGCACCGUGUAUGUUUGGGGGAACAGAUGGCACGAGUUGAACUGUUCAUCUUCUUUACUAACCUGCUUCGGGCAUUCACAUUCCAGCUCCCCGAGGGAGUAAAGGAAAUCAAUUUGGGGUACAUUUUGGGUGCAAUACUGCAGCCACAUCCAUAUAAACUCUGUGCUAUUCCACGUUAG